AGAAUUUCUAGAACAAGCUCGUUUGCGGUACUAUUUGGUUGCUGCAGUGAUUUGAUAAACGUGAAUUGUCGCCGGUAUUCUUUAUAAUUUUCAGUUACAAAAAAGAAAGUAAUACCUUAAAUUAAGAUGUUCCGUUUACCUACAACUGUUCGUAAUUUGGCCUUACGUAAAGUUCAUCAAAUUGGUCAGGUGGAAAGAUGGUAUGCUAAAGAUGUUAGGUUUGGACCAGAAGUUCGGGCACUUAUGCUCCAAGGGGUUGAUAUUUUGGCUGAUGCUGUAGCUGUGACUAUGGGUCCGAAGGGUCGAAAUGUGAUUAUUGAACAGUCCUGGGGUUCUCCAAAAAUUACAAAAGAUGGUGUUACAGUUGCAAAAGGCGUAGAAUUAAAAGAUAAAUUUCAAAAUAUUGGUGCAAGAUUAGUUCAAGAUGUAGCCAACAACACAAACGAAGAAGCUGGAGAUGGAACUACAACAGCUACAGUACUUGCUCGUUCCAUAGCAAAAGAAGGGUUCGAAAAUCUUGGUAAAGGUGCAAAUCCAAUAGAAAUUCGUAAAG
Anoplophora glabripennis (Asian longhorned beetle) is the source of this 553-nucleotide messenger RNA. RefSeq names its product 60 kDa heat shock protein, mitochondrial-like. The transcript is spliced from 3 exons. The annotation marks the transcript as partial. Lineage: Eukaryota; Metazoa; Arthropoda; Insecta; Coleoptera; Cerambycidae. Gene Ontology annotation, biological process: protein refolding; protein import into mitochondrial intermembrane space; apoptotic mitochondrial changes. The record is from RefSeq and is a predicted model, not a curated record. Gene Ontology annotation, cellular component: mitochondrial inner membrane; mitochondrial matrix. Gene Ontology annotation, molecular function: protein-folding chaperone binding; ATP binding; ATP-dependent protein folding chaperone.